Molecule: messenger RNA, 3160 nt
Organism: Cottoperca gobio
Lineage: Eukaryota; Metazoa; Chordata; Actinopteri; Perciformes; Bovichtidae
Gene: tm9sf5
Product: transmembrane 9 superfamily protein member 5
Exons: 18
Coding region: 175-2187 (670 amino acids)
Biological process (GO): protein localization to membrane
Cellular component (GO): membrane
Source: RefSeq, a predicted model, not a curated record
UCUUUGGUUUGACGUCACCGAUGCUGUGAGACAGUCGGGUCAGCUCAGCUACUGCGUCCCUAGCAAAAAGACGUAGCUAGCUAACACAGCUAUCAAACAUUCAAUUUAAUUAGAAGGAACACUCUCGUUUUACACAAUUAUAUAACAUAUUAGAAGAACUGUGUCCUCGGUAAAAUGAAGAGGCGAACACACUUUGGUUUUGUGCUGGUUUUUUCGCUAAUUUCGUAUUUAUGUUUGUGCUCGGCGUUUUAUCUUCCGGGUUUAGCCCCAGUGAGUUUUUGUGAAGACGGCAGUGGCGGUGAAGAUUGUCAGACAGUGAUUCAGCUGUUCGUCAAUCGCCUGGACUCGGUAGAGUCAGUCCUGCCUUACGAGUAUGAUGUGUUUGACUUUUGCAAAGAUAUGAAGGAGACGAGGCCUUCUGAGAACCUUGGACAGGUCCUGUUUGGUGAACGAAUUGAGUCUUCACCAUACAAGGUGAGCUUCAAAAAAGAUGUUAAAUGCCAGACUGUGUGCACAAAGAAUUACCAGAAAACCAACCAGGAGAAUGUAGCCAAACUGGAUUUUCUUAAAAUGGGAAUGCAGCUGAACUACCAGCACCACUGGAUAAUUGACAACAUGCCAGUGACAUGGUGCUAUGAUGUGGAAGAUGGCCAGAAGUACUGCAAUCCGGGCUUCCCCAUUGGCUGCCUCGUUACCUCAGAUGGCCGAGCUAAAGAUGCUUGUGUUAUCAAUUCUGAGUUCAACAAGAAGAAUACAUUUUACGUCUUCAAUCAUGUGGACAUCAAGAUCACUUACCACAAUGGAGCAUCAGAAGGAUGGAGAGGGGCUCGGCUGGUCGCUGCCACUUUGGAGCCAAAGAGUAUUAAACAUGCAGAUGACAAACACCCCAAUUGUGAAGGAGGAACCCCCAUGGAGGUCCCUGGGGUGUUUGAAAAUGAUGUAGCUAUAACUUACACCUACUCUGUCACAUUCGAGGAAAACAAUGAAAUAAAGUGGGCCUCUAGGUGGGACUACAUCCUGGUCUCCAUGCCUCACACCAACAUCCAGUGGUUUAGCAUCAUGAACUCCUUGGUCAUCGUCCUCUUCCUGUCUGGCAUGGUUGCUAUGAUCAUGCUGAGAACCCUGCACAAGGACAUUGCCAGAUACAACCAGGUGGACCAGGCAGACUUGAUAAAGCUUCCACCAACCAAGGAAAAAUUCUCUAUACCCUACGAGGACGCUCAGGAGGAGUCGGGGUGGAAACAGGUGCACGGGGAUGUUUUCCGUCCCCCCAGGAAAGGCAUGGUGUUGUCUGUGUUCCUCGGACAGGGCACCCAGAUCUUCAUCAUGACCUUCAUCACUCUCUUCCUGGCCUGUCUGGGUUUCCUGUCACCGGCCAACAGAGGGGCGCUCAUGACGUGUUCUGUGGUCCUCUGGGUUCUGCUGGGAACACCUGCUGGCUAUGUGUCUGCGCGCCUCUACAAAACUUUUGGAGGUGAAAAGUGGAAGACAAAUGUCUUGCUGACGGCACUCCUGUGCCCCGGUAUUGUGUUUGCAGACUUCUUCCUGAUGAACUUGAUCCUUUGGGUGGAGGGUUCCUCAGCAGCAAUCCCCUUUGGCACUCUGGUGGCCAUUUUGGCUCUGUGGUUCGGAAUCUCUGUGCCCCUCACUUUCGUUGGUGCCUACUUCGGAUUCAAGAAAGCUGCAAUUGAGCAACCAGUGAGAACAAACCAAAUCCCCCGUCAAAUUCCUGAGCAGUCAUUCUUUACCAAGCCUAUUCCUGGGAUAGUGAUGGGGGGCAUCCUGCCCUUUGGAUGCAUCUUCAUCCAGCUUUUCUUCAUUCUCAACAGUAUUUGGUCUCAUCAGAUGUACUACAUGUUCGGGUUCCUGUUCCUGGUCUUCAUUAUACUUCUCAUCACAUGCUCCGAGGCCACAAUUCUGCUUUGCUACUUCCACCUAUGUGCUGAGGACUAUCACUGGUGGUGGCGUUCCUUCCUGACCAGCGGCUUCACAGCAGUCUAUCUGUUUAUCUACGCUGUGCAUUACUUCUUCUCGAAGCUUCAAAUAGUUGGAGCUGCCAGCACCAUCCUCUACUUUGGAUACACUAUGAUUAUGGUCCUCAUCUUCUUCCUCUUCACAGGUACAAUUGGCUUCUUCGCCUGCUUCUGGUUUGUAAAUAAGAUCUACAGUGUGGUCAAGGUGGACUAGAGGACUGAGGGAAAGACUGACUCCUUCCUGUCGCAGUACUGCCUCCGUCAGUGCUGGCUGGGUGAUAAAGUGGUCUGAAUGGCCCCCGAACUGAAACCAUCACUUAUCAUAGAAAAGACCCGAAGAGCAGAGCCCGUCCUCUUUUGUGCUUUAAACCUAUGUUGCUAUUGUCUUUUUUUUAUUUUAUGUUUUAAAUAUAUAUCAUUUUGUCUUCACUGUUGACCAGUAAUAUUUGAGUGGCACCUUGAAAAUCAGUGUGGGUUCCAAUGAUCUAUCUAGCUGUCUAUCUAGUGAAGAGCUUGUUUUGGUGAGUUUAACAAGAAAAGCUGAAAUGUUUUCUAAAGAGAGUAAAAUGUUAUGGAUUUUUGCUUUUCUAUUCCCUUAUGGUUAAAUGUUUUGUUUUCUUCAUAUAGAUGAACAAAAUGUGUGUACAUAUACUGUAUAGAGAGAGUGAGCAAGAGAAUGCUACUUAAAGAUUGUCACCAUUAUCGGAUCAUCUGUAGGAGUUUCUUUUUCUUUUCUUUUUUUAAGGUGAAGAUGGGGCUUUACAUCCUUAAAUAUCAGCCUGUAUUGUAGUUCAGAAAUUAUAUAAAACACUGACAUUGAUAUGAUACAUGUCCAUUCUCUGAUUUCUUUUGAUGGCUACAUUUUGAUUUGCAUAGAAACAAAGGGUACACUUGGUUAAGAAGCACAUCUGUAUCAUAAAAUAAUAUGCUACAGCUACAGUAUGUUGCACAUGAAGGAUGAUUUUAAUCAAUAUGCCAGAUUUGUUUGGCCACAGGAGAGAUUCUAACGGAGUCCAUGAUUUUACUGAUUAAGUACAUAUGCACCGUUGAGAUGCACCCUCUCAGAUUUUAAUAAGCAGUUUGCUGAACUGUAACUUCACAAAACACUGCUGCCUUUUGCUUUGAGCAGUGUGGAGGCAUCACCCAAGGUGAUAACGUUUUUCCAAAUAAAUGCAAUUAAUUCAAAA